AUGUCAAUCAAUAUUGAAGGACUUAAAGCCACAUUCGCCAAACUCGACACCAACCACGACGGCGGACUCGACAGAGCCGAAUUCUUCGAAGGUAUCAAGGGACUUGGUGUGACUGACAGAGCUGUUUCAGAUGGCCUUUAUACCAUUGCUGAUGGAAAUCAUGAUGAGAAGCUUGAGCUCAAAGAAUUCAUCUACAUGUUUUAUUUCAUUCAACUUGAUGGCGAUUUCGAGAAGAAGAAAGAGAUCUACAUUGCCUUCCAGAAAGGUGAUUACAGUCUUGAUGUGAAAGAAAUCUAUCCAUUCAUCAAGAUUGUCAAUCUUGAAAUCCUUGAAGAAGCUUUCCCAACUGAAAUCCACGAUUAUGUCACUGACGGAAAAGUCACUUUCGAGAAUUUCUAUAAAUUCUGCCUUGCCAAGAAAUAA
This is a messenger RNA of Entamoeba invadens IP1, 423 nucleotides long. RefSeq lists its product as hypothetical. Bases 1 to 423 code for a protein of 140 amino acids. The record is from RefSeq and is a predicted model, not a curated record. The transcript has a single exon. Gene Ontology annotation, molecular function: calcium ion binding. NCBI's taxonomy places the organism in Eukaryota, Evosea, Mastigamoebida, Endamoebidae.